GGUCCUGAGGGCUUGGAAAAGGGCUCAAGGCCAACCGAGCUCACAGAUUGGAUUGCAUGCGCCCGCCCUUGGACCGACAGGCAGCCAAAGAAGAUCCGUGAUCUGGCAACGUUCGAGAACCACUUCCGGGAGUGGUGGAGCGAGGUUCAACCGGAGGGUCGUAUGAAGGACGAUUUAGGACGGUUUGUUCAGGUAGAUGAGCCCGGUGUAGACUGGGAUGACAUUCGUCUGUCCGGUAAGAACGGGCUCUGGAUGGUGGUAGCAGGUUUGUGUUUUUGGGGCCAGGCUCUUGGGUCGGACGAGGCCCGACUGUUUUGCCCGCCAUGGUUCGACUGCGUCUCCGACGUCAGUUGGGUUCUCAACGAACUCAUCAGGACAUUCUCAUCUUCAGCA
Stereum hirsutum FP-91666 SS1 is the source of this 393-nucleotide messenger RNA. RefSeq lists its product as uncharacterized. NCBI's taxonomy places the organism in Eukaryota, Fungi, Basidiomycota, Agaricomycetes, Russulales, Stereaceae. The annotation marks the transcript as partial. The record is from RefSeq and is a predicted model, not a curated record. The transcript has a single exon.